Messenger RNA from Formica exsecta, 465 nucleotides. RefSeq lists its product as uncharacterized. The transcript has a single exon. NCBI's taxonomy places the organism in Eukaryota, Metazoa, Arthropoda, Insecta, Hymenoptera, Formicidae. The annotation marks the transcript as partial. The record is from RefSeq and is a predicted model, not a curated record.
AUCUGCGGCGAACGUUUUCUUUCACAGAUAUUUAUUUCUAUGCUGGCAAGCAUCGCCACAGUGCAAUGUGGAAUAAUUCUCACGCCUGUCGGCAAGCUCGUCUCCGAAGAGGUUGUCGAGUCCCACGGCAACAACAUGGUGCACGCAUCGGCGCCCUUGCCCUUGGUACCCGCAGCUUCACCCGCGCUGCUGAGAUACCCAACGGACGUGGCACCGGUGCAAGAACCAGUUGCCGAGAUCGUGCAACCCUUGGCAAAGGUAUCUUUAGUCGCUGAGAAGACGAUCGAGACCCACGGACAUCGUAUAGUUCACAACACGCAUCCCUUGGUCCCAGUGACAGCGAAAUUUUUGCCAGCCAUCAAACCGUACGUAGCAUACUUCGCGGACCCGUCAAUCUUUCCGACAUAUCCUCAUUAUCAGCUGUUCGGCGAGAAGGUACCAUACCAGGGAAUCAAUUAAGGACGU